Messenger RNA from Magallana angulata, 2659 nucleotides. Its product is annotated as sodium-coupled monocarboxylate transporter 1-like. Lineage: Eukaryota; Metazoa; Mollusca; Bivalvia; Ostreida; Ostreidae. The coding region runs from base 535 to 2502 and encodes 655 amino acids. The record is from RefSeq and is a predicted model, not a curated record. Gene Ontology annotation, molecular function: symporter activity. Gene Ontology annotation, cellular component: membrane. Gene Ontology annotation, biological process: sodium ion transport; transmembrane transport. The transcript is spliced from 17 exons.
UACGAGGAGGGAGGGAGGAUUUCGGAGUUUACAAACGUUGUAGGAUAGAAUACAAUUCUUGUGCGGGAAUUCCAUGGAUAAAUCCAAGUGAAAGUGGCGAAGGACGAAAUUUUAACCCACAUUUUGUCUGAUCCCUGCAGGCGAGAACUGUCAAUUCAGUGUAAUUCAUUCAGUUAACAUUUAUUCUGAAUUUCGUUUUUACACUAUAUAACGUAAAUCGGUCCGUGUCUUUUGGUAUUCUGUCAUUUUUUUUUUUUGGCGUGGUAUGAAUCAAGCAUUGCAGAUUGAACCAGGAUGUGUAUCAUUGACGUUCAUAAAUCUGUGAAACAGAAUGACAUUUAUUUAUGAUAUCUAUUGGCAGCUGAAGUUUGUCUAAUACUUGUCUAUGUGUAAUAUACGACAGUAGUAAAAGCCUGGGAACGUCGAUUUUAUUAAAGGGAGGAGGUCAAAACGAGGCAGGAACUGAAGGGACACUGAACUGAAGACAGCUGCCUUCAGUAUACUGACCGAGGGCUUCAUCAACCAGUCCCCAACAUGGUGCAAUCCAAAUCAGAAUUCGACGUUUGGGACUGGCUCCUUUUCGGCGCCAUGUUGGCCGUUUCAGCAGGGAUCGGAAUCUUCUACGCCUGUAUCGGCGGACGUCAAAAGACGACGGCAGAGUUCCUGAUGGGCGGCCGGAGCCUGCAGCUGGUGCCAGUAGCCAUUUCCAUCCUGGUCUCCUUCAUGUCCGCCAUUUUGAUUCUCGGAACUCCCGCGGAAAUGUACACCCAAGGGACACAGUACUUUAUGUACAUGUUCGGAAUAAUCUUGGCCAUCAUCCUGGCUUCCCAGUUGUUUGUUCCGCUGCUUUAUCCAUUGCAACUCACCAGUUCUUUUGAGUACCUGGAACUCCGUUUCAAAUCCAAGGCUGCUAAAUUAACAGGGACCACGAUGAUGAUUCUGCAACAGGUGAUAUAUAUGGGCGUGGCAUCUUAUGCACCAUCCACGGCUCUGGAGGCCGUGACCGGAUUUCCGACUUGGGCCACCAUUAUAACAGUGGGCGUGGUAUCCACAUUUUAUACAUUUUUGGGUGGAAUGAAGGCGGUGGUCUGGACAGACGUAUUCCAAGCCGUGAUCAUGAUAGCAGGACUCCUGGCUAUUGUUAUACAGGGGACAAUAUCAGUUGGAGGAAUAGAGAAAGUGUGGUCUAUUAACGACGAGUGGAAGAGAAUUGAGUUUUUUGACUUUGACCCAGACCCGACCACCAGACAUUCCUUCUGGUCACUGCUGAUUGGUGGGAUGGUGGGAUGGACCGCUACGUACGGCGUCAAUCAGGCCAGUGUACAGCGCUACUGCGCCCUAGGGAGUCUGACCAAGGCCAAAACGGCCGUGAUGUUGAACAUUCUGGGCGUGGCCUUGUUGAUGUGUGUCACGUGUGUGGCGGGGAUCGUGGUGUUUGCUUACUAUGUAGAGCAGGGAUGUGACCCGUACACCAACAAAGACGUCAGCAACUCCAACCAGAUUAUUCCUUACUUCGUAAUGGAGACGUUGGGAUAUCCGGGGAUUCCGGGACUGUUUGUGGCCUGUCUGUUUAGUGGGGCUCUCAGCACGAUGUCGUCCUGUCUAAAUGCUCUGUCCGCCGUGACCUGGAAGGAUAUCUUGGAACCUUUCCUUGGGAAAAAGACGGAGACACAGAAAACUUGGAUAACGCGGAUACUAGUUGCUUUAUAUGGAGGCGCUGGGAUAGGUAUGGCAUUUAUGGCGAUGAAUUUGGGAGGAACAGUUCUACAGGCCUCUCUAAGUUUUACCGGUGCUGCCUCAGGUCCGCUACUGGGCAUUUUCGCUCUAGGGGCUUUCUUCCCGUGGGCAAACUGGAUUGGAGCCGUUGUAGGUAGUGUGUUUGGUUUAGUGCUUCCAUUUUGGAUCAGCAUUGGUGCGUAUAGCGUGGUAGGGACCCCAAACUCACUUCCGUUUCCGACAGAAAAUUGUUCCAGUUCCGCUAACGUGACAGCAGCCACGAACCAGACAGCUACCGACACGGCAGCUGCCAUUGAAGGCCUGGACGUGCUGUACACGAUUUCCUAUCUGUGGUACCCGUCCAUUGGAGCAGCCACUGUUGUGAUAGUCGGACUGAUCGUCAGCGUGUUCACUGGUUUGACGCCCAAGGAGGAGGUGGACAGCCGAUACCUGAUUCCGCUGUUUGACCGGGUCUUCUGUUGCCUGCCGGGAAGCUGCAGACGAUGUUUACGUUGCCACAUAGAAUAUGAAGAUCCAGACGAUAUAAAAGCAGAGAAUGAUGUGGAAUUCACAGUUGAUGCAGACCAACCUGUUAUAGUCCCAAUAAAGUCCGAGAAGUACCGAGAAAACAUGUACUCCAAAAACCCAAUCGGCGGGAUUUCCUACAGGUCAUUCCGUGGGUCUGAAAACUGGCAGGACAACCCGGCGUUCGCUGAGAGCGAGGCGCCGCCCUCGUACAAUGACGUAGAAGGUACAGCAGUUCAGAUGGCCAAGACGGAACUAUAGCUAGAGUGGAAUAACUUUUCUAAUUGAUUGAUUGUGAUAAUUUUUUUUAAUUGAUCUCUGAUAUUAAAAAAUCGAAUUUUACAAUAACUAUGUACUGUUCAUGUAAAAAUGCAUUGCUCAUUUCUAUUUGAUUAAUAAAUCAAUGUCACAUAUCGUC